Colossoma macropomum (tambaqui) is the source of this 805-nucleotide messenger RNA. It is a transcript of the gene lyrm5a, whose product is annotated as LYR motif containing 5a. The transcript has 3 exons. The coding region runs from base 92 to 349 and encodes 85 amino acids. Gene Ontology annotation, cellular component: mitochondrion. Gene Ontology annotation, biological process: respiratory electron transport chain. The record is from RefSeq and is a predicted model, not a curated record. NCBI's taxonomy places the organism in Eukaryota, Metazoa, Chordata, Actinopteri, Characiformes, Serrasalmidae.
CAGAAGGUGAGUGUUUAUGACCUGCCGAGAGGCUUCGCGUUCCUUAAGAUAACCAGAAGACCAGUUAGUGUCUAGGAAAAGUGGAAAGAAGAUGAGCAACCCACUGAGGGGAGAAGUUGUCAGAUUGUACAAAAAUCUUCUCUAUCUUGGAAGAGAAUAUCCAAAAGGCACUGUAUACUUCAGAGAGCGCUUAAAAGUGGCUUUUAUGAAGAACAAAGAUGUUACAGACCCUGAGAAGAUCCAAAAGCUGAUUGAUCGAGGGGAAUUUGUCAUUAAAGAACUCGAGGCCCUCUAUUUUCUUAGAAAGUACAGAGCCAUGAAGAAACGCUAUUAUGACCCAGAGCACUGAUGCCCUUAUACCUACACGUCCAGCAAAUGGGAUGAAUGAGAAAAACACACUUCCUUAAGACGCUGUGACUGGCCAUUUUUCCAUUCUGAAGAAGAAUGGAAUCCAGGGGGGACGGUGCAGCAUUAAUGUGCCAGUGUUACAGUUCUGAUUGUAUUUUUAUGUUAUGUACAGUGUGACAUGUAGUGUGUGUUUCUAUUGUAUAGAAGUGGCCGAUCAAGUCUUGUUAUAUUUUGGGUGGUAAGCCAAAUAAAAUUUCAGUGAUCCAUAUCAUUUGUUGGCACCAUUUUAAUGCACAUCACUGUCAAAACAGAUGUUACAAUCUGACAUAUUGCUAUUUUACUCCAGCUGGCUGCUGUUUUGUUAGCUAUGCUAUCUGUCUUGUAAAUAACUGACAUGUACCUGUGGUUGAUGUUGGACAGCAUACAUACAGAAAUAAAAGCAUAUUUUAGUAAUAUC